AGCAGAGCGAAGAAACAUUCCAGAAAUCGUCUCUCAACAAAAGUGAACGAGGUAAACUUUCGAGGUGCUAAAAUUUGAUUAAAAACCCUGAAAAACCUUAAUCGUUAGUGCCAGAAAUAUCGUAAUUCUGUGCGCGAAAGCCAGCAGAGCUUACGUUGCGUGAAAUUUUCCGCUCACGGUUGGGGGAAACGGUAUGAAAAGUGAAUUUUCCGAAGCGGAUUAUCAGCAGCACCAAAAGCGCAUUUCGGACAAGAUGGCGUCGACGGCAGCAGGGCCCGAAGAUUUCGACGUCGAAGAGAUGCUCGAGGCUCCGUACAAGAAGGAGGACGAUGGAUCACCAGUAAACAAUGGAGUGUCCAACGGACACAAGAAAGAUCGAGACAAUACCCACAAAUCAUCUAGGCACCGCAGUCGUUCCCGGGAACGUGAUCGUGAUGGAGAGAAACGACGCAAGGAUCGUUCGCGAUCACGUGAAAAGCGUGACAAAGACAAGAAGGAUAGGGGAGAUCGCGAACGUCGUUCGAAGUCUCGCCAUACAGAACGAUCGCGGGACAAAAAGGACAAGGAUCGUCGUCGGGAGCGGUCCAAGGAGCGUGAGCGUUCAAGGGAUCGGGAUCGCGAACGUGACCGUGAACGCGAUCGCGGUGGACGUCGUUCGCGUGAUCAUUCUAAGGAUCGUUUCCGCCCAGGCCGUGAUAGAGAAUAUCGCCGUCGCAGUCGCAGUAGAGACAACAGAAGACGUCGUUCCCGUUCCCCGAGGGCAUUCCGACGAGGACGCACUCCCCCGAAUGGCGUUCGUUAUCGGGAUGAUUCACCCCGUGAAGAACUGAGCGUUGAGGAUCGCGAUGCGCGUACCGUUUUCUGCAUGCAGCUUUCGCAACGAAUUCGUGCCCGUGACUUGGAGGAAUUCUUCUCGAGCGUUGGAAAAGUACGCGACGUUAGGCUUAUCACAUGCAACAAAACUAAACGGUUCAAAGGCAUCGCUUACAUCGAGUUCAAAGAUCCGGAAUCAGUGGCGUUGGCAUUGGGGCUGUCCGGGCAACGUUUGCUUGGAAUUCCCAUUUCGGUUCAGCACACUCAAGCGGAAAAGAAUCGCAUGGCCAGCACACCUCCACAGCCACCACCAAAGGUCACUUCUGGGCCAAUGAGAUUGUACGUUGGUUCGCUGCAUUUCAACAUUACCGAAGACAUGUUGCGUGGAAUAUUCGAACCGUUCGGAAAGAUCGAUAACAUUCAGCUGAUUAUGGACUCGGACACGGGACGGUCCAAGGGUUACGGGUUCAUUACAUUCCACAAUGCAGAUGAUGCCAAAAAAGCACUCGAACAGCUGAAUGGUUUCGAGCUGGCUGGUCGUCCGAUGAAGGUGGGCAACGUGACUGAGCGGUUGGACGUGACAACCCAUGCUUCCCUUGAUACGGAUGAAAUGGACCGUAGUGGAAUCGAUUUGGGCGCAACCGGACGGUUACAGCUCAUGUUCAAACUGGCAGAAGGUGCCGGUCUGGCAGUUCCUCGUGCUGCUGCCGAUGCUUUACUGGCCACUGCACCUCAGCCAGCACCACAGCAACCGGUGGCACCCUCUCCACCAAUUGCCACACAAUGUUUCCUACUGUCCAAUAUGUUCGAUCCGACCACAGAAACCAAUCCGACCUGGGAUACGGAAAUAGAGGACGAUGUGAUUGAAGAGUGCAACAAACACGGUGGCGUGCUGCACGUCUAUGUAGAUAAGGAGAAUCCUGCCGGAAACGUCUACGUCAAAUGUCCUAGUAUAGCGACAGCAGUCCUAGCGGUCAAUGCACUUCACGGCCGAUGGUUCGCUGGGCGGAUCAUUACGGCAGCUUACGUACCACUGGUCAACUAUCACACACUGUUUCCAGAUUCUGCAGCGGCCACCGCUAUGCUUAAACUGAACCGAACAAACUAAAAGCCUACACCUACGAUGCCACGACAGAGAAGGGCAUCGUUGUCUGUUUUUUCCUCUUCUGACUCGUUUGUUAGACGUGACUGCGCGUGCGAGAGUGCUUUCGAUUCUCCACUUAGAAGUUCACCCAACGUAAAUGUGAUAACAUGUCAAAAACAUAAUAAAAUCAGAACCGUUUAAAUUAAGCUACACACAAAAAAGUCACAUGCACACCGGUUCUAGAUCCUAAAUCGGCGAUUUCUUACUCUCAGAAAUAAAAAAAAUGUGAGUUUUGUCUUUAGAGGAUGAAUGAGUGAGUGAGUCAAUUCGUAGUCAUUUUUGACCUAAGUAAAAAAAAAAAAAACAAUAGCAAUCAUCGAUUACAAUUCAGUUGCUUUUGCGGAAUGAGAAUCUGGUGUUCUGGAUAUAUGCUUUUUAAGUUUAAGGUGAAAUGUUUAAAAAAAACCGUCAUCCUUGCUGUAUAGAGGACACUGUAUGUGAAACCGAGUGAUUUGAAUGGUGAAGACACCCCUUACAUACAGAUAACGUGGCAUAUCUAUGUAAUGAAAGUUAGAAGGAUGCAAUUCAAUGAAUAUCUACAAACUAAUUUUAAUCGGUAGCGAUUCUAAUACCUACAUUACUAUUAUUGUGCAGAAAUGUAGACAGAAGCGUUUGAACAAGUUGUACAAAUUCAAAUAUCCAA
Aedes aegypti (yellow fever mosquito) is the source of this 2600-nucleotide messenger RNA. It is a transcript of the gene Caper, whose product is annotated as RNA-binding protein 39. Gene Ontology annotation, cellular component: nucleus. The coding region runs from base 194 to 1921 and encodes 575 amino acids. The transcript has 5 exons. The record is from RefSeq and is a predicted model, not a curated record. Gene Ontology annotation, molecular function: RNA binding. Gene Ontology annotation, biological process: mRNA processing. NCBI's taxonomy places the organism in Eukaryota, Metazoa, Arthropoda, Insecta, Diptera, Culicidae.